UCAGUGUCAUUCUCUAGAAAAGUGAAACGCUUUUUGUGCUUGCUUUUGUCGAGCUGGAAUUCUGUAAUAGUGAAUUUUAACUAUUGCUUUGCUUUAAAUUCGUAACCAAGACUGGUUCUAUUAAUUUAAUGUUUUAAUCAGUAUGCAAAGCAGCUUCGGCGCUAUGAAUUCAUCUAUUGAAAUAAGUUCAUACCGUGAUCAACAUUUCAAGGGUUCCCGCAGCGAGCAAGAAAAGCUAUUAAAAGCGUCAUCAACGCUCUACAUUGGAAACUUGUCAUUUUACACUACGGAAGAACAAAUAUACGAAUUAUUUUCCCGAUGCGGUGAUAUCAGAAGAGUAAUUAUGGGUUUAGAUAAAUAUAAAAAGACUCCAUGUGGAUUUUGCUUUGUGGAGUAUUAUACAAGACAUGAUUCGGAAAACUGUAUGAGGUACAUAAAUGGUACAAGACUUGAUGACAGAAUUAUUCGUUGUGAUUGGGAUGCAGGAUUUAUUGAAGGCAGACAGUAUGGCAGAGGCAAGACUGGUGGCCAGGUCCGAGAUGAAUACAGAACAGAUUAUGAUGGUGGCAGAGGUGGUUAUGGAAAAAUAAUUGCACAAAAAAUCACACCCACUCCUAUGGAACGCUGAUCAUUUCUUUUAAGUGAUAAGGACACGUGUGCUUUUAUUAUUAAGGCCAGAACUUUGAGGAAGACUGUGAAAUUGUAUUUACUAGUGACAACAUUCAAUGACAACAGAGUGUGAAAUAUGUAAUGAAGUAUCUAAUAAAGAUUUUCCAUUAA
Messenger RNA from Helicoverpa armigera (cotton bollworm), 780 nucleotides. RefSeq names its product nuclear cap-binding protein subunit 2 (gene Cbp20). Gene Ontology annotation, molecular function: RNA cap binding. The transcript is spliced from 4 exons. The coding region runs from base 143 to 628 and encodes 161 amino acids. Gene Ontology annotation, cellular component: nuclear cap binding complex. NCBI's taxonomy places the organism in Eukaryota, Metazoa, Arthropoda, Insecta, Lepidoptera, Noctuidae. Gene Ontology annotation, biological process: mRNA cis splicing, via spliceosome. The record is from RefSeq and is a predicted model, not a curated record.